CCCGUGGUGGAGAGAUCGGGCGGCAGGGACCUCAGGCUGCGAAGGGAGCGGUGGUGAGGUCGGGCAGCGUGAUCGAGCGGGCGCCGUGGCAGGGAAGGGCAGGCCCCGGCCUCUCCUCAGAGACUCUUUCGCCGUCUGUUUGCUGCAGGAGCAUCAACCUGGUCACUUCCGAGGGAAAGAGCGGGACGGCGGGGUAUACGGUAGCUUCUGUGAUCAAGGGCUGUUAUCCAAGAAGCUGCUCAUCUUAAGUGAAGUCUGACUAUGUUCUGAGCUCCCGGGAAGGACGCGGUUCGGGCGUGUUUACACCUUUACUCUGCUGAUAAUGGACGAAGAGAACCUAGAAGCCGCCAUUCAGACCUACAAUGCCCAGCUGCAGCAAGUGGAGCUGGCUUUGGGGGCAGGCCAGGACCCAUCGCAGCAGUCAGACUUGAUUCAGUUGCAGGAAGAUUUAAAGCAGCUGAUAGAACUGACUGAAUCCAGCCUGGUGUCUGUGAAAAAGAGCAAACUUCUGGCUACUUUAGAUCCCAAUGCUGCCUCUUCCUCCUCCCCAGUGGGUCUGGAGCAGAACACCAACCCAGACAGCUCUGCCCAAGAUGAGGAGUAUGCAGCUUUUAAGGAAGCCAUUGCUGAGCUUGGAGGUGAUGAGAAGCCUUCAGCUAACCAGGAUGAGAUAGCAGCAGAGAGAGAAACUGACAGCAAAAAUGAAUCCAAGGACAGUGAAGAAGAGAGAGAGUCAGACAGAGAGGAGGAAGAGGAGGAAGAAUUGAGUGGGAUGAAGGUUAAAGCUCCCUACUACAGUUCUUGGGGGACUCUGGAGUACCAUAAUGCCAUGAUUGUGGGGACAGAGGAGCUGGAAGAUGGCAGUGCAGGAGUCAGAGUGCUGUACCUCUACCCUACUCACAAGUCUCUCAAGCCUUGCCCCUUCUUCUUGGAUGACAAAUGCAGAUUUAAAGAGAACUGUCGGUUCUCUCAUGGGCAGGUGGUCUCUGUGGAGGAGCUUCAGCCCUUUCAGGAGCCCAACCUGAGCUCACUGGAGGUAGGCUCAGCCUGCCUGGCCAAGCACAGUGAUGGCAUCUGGUACACUGCAAAAAUCACUGAUGUGGACAGUGGUUACUACACUGUGCAGUUUGACUCCCUGCUGCUGAGGGAGGCUGUGGUGGAGGCAGACAGCAUCAUCCCCCCGCUGCGCGGCGAGGCCGAGGCCGACAGCGACGACGACUCUGCCUAUGCCAAGGUGAUAGACUCAGCAAUCCCAGAGGCUGGGGAGUGGACUCCUGCCUGCAGCUCCUCCUUUGGUGGCUGGGAAGCUCACACCCGUGGCAUUGGCUCCAAGCUGCUGGCUCAGAUGGGAUAUGAGUUUGGCAAAGGGCUAGGGAAGAACGCUGAUGGCCGGGUGGAGCCGGUGCAGGCCGUGGUGCUGCCCCGGGGGAAGUCCCUGGACCGCUGUGCCGAGGUCCUGCAGAGGAGCAGGGAGGGGAGGCCGGCGCCGGGCAGGGGCAGGAGGGGCAGGGCGCAGGGCGGCGCCGCGCAGCCCCCCGCCGGCCGCAGGGCCCCGCGCAGCGUCUUCGACUUCCUGAACGACAAACUGCGAGGGAAGAGCUCCGGGGACGAGGCCGGGGGCCUGGAGGCCCUGCCCAGGAGGAGCAGCAAGGAGCUGUACCGCGGCAGCAAGAGCAGCAGGAAGGCCCUGAGCGUGCACCUCCUGCAGACGGCCGAGGAGAUCGACCGGACGCAGAGACACAUCCUGGGGAUCCAGCGCGCCCUGCAGCGCAACCUGGGCAGGCACAGUGUGGCCACAGCCCAGCUGAAGGAGAAGCUGGCCAAUGCCCACAGGCAGCUGGGACAGCUGCAGGCCCAGGAAGCCAGGCUGCAGAGGGAGCAGAAGACAGCAGACACACACAAGAAGAUGACUGAGUUCUAGUCUCUGAGGGAGGUUGGACUGCACUCAGUGUCCUCCUAGCCAGCCCCAGUGCUCCUGGCCUCAGAGCCUGGCUGAGCCCUUCCUGUUCCUCUGGGCUUUGAGCUGCCCAGCCUGAACACUGGGCUGAAAAGCAGCAGCUUCUGCAAGGAGGUGGUGCUGAGCUCUGGGGGAGGGGAAGGAGAACACAUCUGUCCAGUGUUCAGCCAGCCUGAGCCUGGUGCCAGGGCUAGCUACAAGGAACACUCAUUCUCUGCUCUCCUGCACACUUCUUGUCCCUCUUGUGGCUGUGGCAGCACCUCAGCCAGAGCCUGCAGCUCCUCCAGGUGCCACUGCUGCUGAGGAGGGCUCUGAGAGCCCCACAUCCUGCCAGCAGCUGUGGUUGUGUUGGCAGCCACCUGACAAACAGGAGUGGAGGCAGGGUCCUGAGCACAUCCCACUGAGGAGGAGGCUGCUGGGUGACAGCCACCAAGGCAAACUGCUUCAGCUGCCCUCCACCUUCUGAGCUGUGCCAUGGCACCCACCUGAGAGCUGAGGUGUUCAGGGAGCAGUUCCCUGUAGCCCUGCUGUAC
Messenger RNA from Dryobates pubescens (Downy woodpecker), 2490 nucleotides. RefSeq names its product zinc finger CCCH-type and G-patch domain containing (gene ZGPAT). Gene Ontology annotation, molecular function: metal ion binding; DNA-binding transcription factor activity, RNA polymerase II-specific; RNA polymerase II cis-regulatory region sequence-specific DNA binding. The coding region runs from base 323 to 1921 and encodes 532 amino acids. NCBI's taxonomy places the organism in Eukaryota, Metazoa, Chordata, Aves, Piciformes, Picidae. Gene Ontology annotation, biological process: regulation of transcription by RNA polymerase II; negative regulation of DNA-templated transcription. Gene Ontology annotation, cellular component: nucleus. The transcript has 6 exons. The record is from RefSeq and is a predicted model, not a curated record.